AUGCUCAUUGGUUCACCAUGGGGAUUUGCACCACCACCGCCAGGUUCUUCCGUUCCCUCGUCCUUCGGUCGCGAGGCGCACGACGUGGGUCCGGGCUCGCCGGUGGCACUGGUCACGGACGAGCGGUUGCUGCUGCAUGCGGGGCCGAGCAACCAUCCGGAGCGGCCUGCGAGGUUGGCAGAGAUCCUGAAGCAAUUGGAGAUUUCUGGGCUGUCAGCGGCCUGUGUGCAGCUGAGCUCGAGAGAGGCCACGCAGGAGGAACUGCUGAGAGUGCACAGUCAAGAACAUAUUGAUCAGGUCUUCAACUCGGCAUCGAGUAAGAAGAAAGGCAAGGCCUAUGGCACGCCCUUUGGCCCCGACACCUACGCCAAUGACGAGACGCCGCUGUGCGCCUCCUUAUCCACCGGGUGCCUCCUGUCGCUGGUGGACAAAUGCCUUGAGAAAGGCGAUGGCCCGCGAUGUGGCUUUGCGGCCAUCCGGCCACCAGGCCACCAUGCCACGGUGGACAAGGCCUCUGGCUUCUGUAUGUUCAACAAUGUGGCCGUGGCUGUGCGCCAAGCGCAACAGGUGCACGGGCUGAAACGUGUGGCCGUAGUGGACUGGGACGUGCACCAUGGGAAUGGCACCAACGACAUCUUUGAGAAGGAUGAGUCGGUGCUCUUCUUUAGCCUGCAUCGCUAUGAUAGUUACUUCUUCCCUGGCACCGGCUUCGUCGAGGACGUGGGCAAGGCAGAGGGACGGGGAUACAACGUCAACUGCCCGCUGGACAAAGGCUUCGGCGACUUGGACGUGGCGCAUGUGAUGCGAUCCUUGGCAGAGUGGCGAUACUUGAUCUGCCCGCUGAUGGAGAAGUUCGAGCCGGAGGCCAUUUUCAUCUCCGCCGGCUUCGACGCGGUGCCUGGGAUCCGGCAAAAAGGUGGGAAGAGGUCGGACGGGCCGGAUGGGCCAGCUAUCUCCAACGGAGCGAGUGGAGAUACUUAG
Durusdinium trenchii is the source of this 981-nucleotide messenger RNA. The record is from the annotation of a GenBank genome assembly. NCBI's taxonomy places the organism in Eukaryota, Dinophyceae, Suessiales, Symbiodiniaceae.